Messenger RNA from Hevea brasiliensis (rubber tree), 1841 nucleotides. RefSeq names its product MDIS1-interacting receptor like kinase 2. The record is from RefSeq and is a predicted model, not a curated record. Gene Ontology annotation, molecular function: protein binding; ATP binding; protein kinase activity. Lineage: Eukaryota; Viridiplantae; Streptophyta; Magnoliopsida; Malpighiales; Euphorbiaceae. Gene Ontology annotation, biological process: protein phosphorylation. The coding region runs from base 168 to 1739 and encodes 523 amino acids. The transcript has 2 exons.
GUGAGAUUCCACUUCAGCUUGCAGAUGCAACUCAACUCCGUGUGCUUGACCUCUCAUCAAAUCAUUUGUCUGGGGAGAUUCCAAAAGAACUAGGAAACUUGAAGUUGCUACUUGAUCUUAUUCUAAACAAUAAUCAGCUGUUAGGUGAAAUUCCGUUUCAAAUCAAAAUGCUAUCCACACUCCAACAGCUCAACUUUGCAAGAAAUGAUCCUAGUGGAUCAAUAACUAAACAGCUUGGAGAUUGCUUCAAUUUGCUGUUUUUGAAUCUCAGCGGCAACAAUUUUUCUGGCAGAAUUCCUCCUGACAUGGGUAAUUUACUCUCACUGCAAUCUAUUGAUUUGAGUCAAAAUUCAUUGAUUGGAGGGAUACCACAACAACUUGGGAAGUUGCAGCGGCUAGAGAUUUUGAAUCUCUCCCACAACAAGAUAUCUGGUUCAAUUCCAGUUGCUUUUGAUGCUAUGCUGAGCUUGACAACUGUGGACUUAUCCAACAAUGAAUUAGAAGGCCCCAUUCCUAAUGUCAAAGCCCUUCAUGAGGCUCCAUUUGAGGCAUUCAGAAAUAACAAAGAUUUGUGCGGAAGGGCCUCUGGUUUGAAAGCCUGUCCCACAUUAGAGAGCCACAAUCUAAAUGACAAAAGAGGCAGCAAAAUUGUUGUUAUAAUUAUGGUUCCUGUUUUAUGCACACUGUUUCUCACAUUCAUCAUUGCUGGUUUUAUAUAUACAUGUUGCCCAAAAGUGUAUGAAAGAGGCAACAAGGUACAGGAGGCGGAAAAUAAAAAUCCUUUUGCAGUAUGGAGCUAUGAUGGGAAAAUGGUGUACCAAAGCAUUGUCGAAGCAACAGAAGGAUUCGACUCCAAGUUUUGCAUUGGAGUGGGGAGAUCCGGAACUGUCUACAGAGCUAUGCUGCCAGGAGAUAAGGUUGUCGCUGUGAAGAAACUUCACCAGCAUUUGGAAAGUGAAAUUGCCAAUUCAAAAGCAUUUGAGAGUGAGAUUCAAGCUUUAACAGAAAUAAGGCAUCGCAACAUUGUGAAGCUUCACGGUUUUUGCUCAAAUAAUUAUCACUCACUGUUGGUUUACGAGUUCUUGGAAAAAGGGAGCCUUGAAACUCUGCUGAAGAGUGAUGAACAAGCAGUGGCAUUCGACUGGAUGAAGAGAGUAAAUGUUGUGAAAUGUGUGGCUAAUGCUUUGUCUUAUAUGCACCAUGGAUGCUCAUCUCCUAUAGUUCAUCGUGACAUAUCAAGCAAGAAUGUUCUGCUAGGCUCAGAAUAUGAGGCUCACGUGUCUGACUUUGGCACUGCUAGGAUUCUGAAGCCUGAUUCAUUUAAUUGGACCUCAGUUGCAGGCACAUUGGGAUAUAUAGCUCCAGAGUUGGCUUUCACGAUGAAGGUGAAUGAAAAAUGUGAUGUAUAUAGCUUUGGAGUGUUAGCAUUGGAAACAAUCAUGGGAAGUCAUCCAGGCGAUCUAAUCUCAUCUUUUUCAUCGCCGUCAUCAGCUUCAGAGCCAUCAGUUCAUCAAUCAUUAUUGAAGGAAAUGUUGGACAAUCGACUAACACCUCCAAGAAGUCGAAUGGCAAGAGAAAUAGUCUGUAUCAUGAAACUAGCAUUAUCAUGUUUGCAUUUGAAUCCACAAUCUCGUCCAACCAUGCAACAUAUUUCUCAGGAGCUAUCAAUUCAGAAUCAGAGGCCAUCUUUGCAGAUACAAUACCACAAUAUUACAAUAGGAGAGCUGCUUGGUUACUAAAAUCACGAAUCGUCCAACAGUCUGAAAUUUUUAUCAUCUUUGUAACUGCACGAACAUAUAAUAAAUGGUCUUGUUGAUCAAGUUACCUUUGCUCAAUUAAUA